GUCAGUCAGUAUACGUGGCCCGAACUAAAUUGUGGGUCUUGUUUAUAUUUUUAUUGUGAUAAUUUAUUAAAAUACAACUUAAUAAGCAUUCAGUGCCAUUAGUCAGUAUGAUGAAUCCACAAUAUUCUCCGCCUGGGCAAAACAACAAUGCACCAAGUAAUCCCUUGGGGUUCCCUCCAUCAUCACAAGAAUACAAUGGGGUUCCAAAUGCCAAUAUAUAUAGUCAAAUGCCACCAAGUGGACCCAUGGGAAAACCUCUAGAAAAUGAUAUGAACCAGAAAAUGCAGAAUAUGACAUUAAAUGGUCCUCCAGGCUUCCAAAGUAUUCCAUCAUCUCAACUUCCACCUGGCCAGUUUCCUCCAACUUCAAAUUUUAAUGCGCAAGUUCCACCGGGUUUUAAACAAAUGCAACCUGGUAGACCUUCAAUUGGUGAUGCUCCUCAGCAAUUUCACCCUACAAAUAGCCAAAUGCCACCAUUAUCUGCAUCUGGACCUCAAGGACCUGGCUUAGAUAACUCAACACAUAGUUCAAAACCAUCACCUUCACCAGGUUUUGUAAAUCAACCUGACAUAGCUAAUAAAUCAGAGCAUGUGUCGAGAAUGCCACAGAUUCCUGGUCAAAACCAAUCUAAUCAAGGUGGAAUGCAACAGCAAGGACCUGGACAAUUAAGUCGUGAAUCUACACCUGGUCUAAAUCAAAAUCAGUUUUCACAGGCAAGUGCUAUGUUUGGGCCACCAUCUGCUUCUAAACAAGCAGCUCAGUUGGGACAGCAGAGCCAAGCAAAUUCUAUGCCUUCAUCAGAACAGCAAGGCCUACAUUCAGGAAACUACACUCAAGCAUUACCCCCACAUUCUCAGCCUAGUAUGCAACCUGCAAUGCAGAAAAGUGGCUUACCUCCACAAUUAAAUCAACCAAAUAUGCUUCAGCAAUCACCAUCUGUGCCAGCUCCUCAAUCAGGAGAAGUAUCUCAACCAGGAUUGAAUAGGCCUCCAGGAAUGCUACCACAAACGGGAAUGCCUCCUCAGCAACAGUCACUUCAUCAAGGCAUGCCAUCCCAACAAACGGGAAUGAAACCGGGAAUGCCACAACAGCUGGCAAUGUCUCAACAACAAGGAAUGUUUCCUCAGUCAGGGAUGGCUUCACAGCAAGGAAUGCCUCAACAACUGAUACAACAGCCUGUUAUGAAUGCGCCUCAAGCCAACAUGCCACCCAAGGCAAAUCAAUCAGGUCUGCCCCCUAUACCAGGGUUGCAUCCUCAACGAGCAACACCAUCUCAACAAGGAAUGCCGCCACAACCAGGAAUGCCACUGCAACAACGAAUGGCACAGCAACCAGGAAUGCCCUCGCAACCAGGAAUGCCCCCUCAACCAGUACUGCAUCAGCAGACUAGAAUGCCCCCACAACCAGGAAUGCCUCCUCAACCGGGGUUACCACCGCAACCAGGAAUGCCUCGUCAACAAGGGAUGCCUUCUCAACCAGGGAUGCAGCCACAACAAGGAAUGCCUCCUCAACCAGGGAUGCCGCCACAACCAGGAAUGCCUCCUCAACCAGGAAUGCCUCCUCAACCAGGGAUGCCUCCUCAACUAGGGAUGCCGCCACAACCAGGAAUGCCUCCUCAACCAGGGAUGCCGCCACAACCAGGAAUGCCUCCUCAACCAGGGAUGCAUCAGCAGCCUGGAUUGCAUCAACAACCAGGGAUGCCUCCAUCAUCACAAUACAAUCAAUACAGUCCGUCUCUACCCGGCAUGCCACACAUGCCGCCGCCGCUGUCCCAACAACCACAGUAUCCUGCACAGAAUCAAAGUGGUUAUAAUGGACCGCCUUCAAAUGCACAGUACCCAGGAGUGGCGGGCCAGCAGCAGGGCUACGCGCCCGGUUCGGGCUAUCCCCCCCCGUUCCCCGCGCAGCAGGCCGGCUACGGGCAGCAAUACCAACAGCCGCCACAGAAGAAACUUGACCCGGACCAGAUGCCGAGCCCGAUCCAAGUGAUGCUAGAUGACCAGCAGAACCGCGGCGGUGUGUUCGUCACCAACGACAAGGGGCUGGUACCGCCGCUCGUCACUACAGACUUCAUCGUUGACGACAGGGGAAAUGCUAGUCCAAGGUUCAUCAGGUCUUCGAUGUACAGUGUGCCGGUGACGGCUGAUCUACUGAAGCAGACCGCGAUUCCCUUCUGCUUGGUGAUAUCCCCAAUGGCGGAGACCGUAGGCAGCGAACAAGAGCCGCCGUUGAUAGACUUCGCGGCGCUAACCGGCUCGUCUGCGAUGGGCCCCGUUCGCUGCAGUCGCUGCAAGGCCUACAUCUGUCCCAAUAUGAAGUUCAUCGACUCAGGCAGACACUUCAAGUGCUCCUUCUGCAAGGCUACCACAGAAGUGCCAAUGGAGUACACGCAGUAUAUCAACACGAUGCAGCAGUAUGGCCGUACGCCAGCCGAGCUCGCGUUAGGCGCCUACGAGAUAGUGGCCACCAAGGAGUACUGCCGGAAUAACACGCUGCCGAACCCACCUGCCGUUGUGUUCGUGAUCGAUGUGUCCUACAACUCAGUGAAGAGCGGUUUGCUACACACCAUAUGUAACAACAUCAUGGAUAUCAUACAGUCAAUGCCGAAGGACGAAAAUACACAGAAAUGCAUGACCCGAGUUGGCUUCAUCACAUAUAGCUCCACCGUACACUUCUACAACAUUAAGGGCAGUUUAGGGCAGCCACAGAUGCUGUCGGUGGGUGACGUGGCUGACAUGUUCGUGCCGCUGGUUGAAGGGUUCCUGGUGGAUGCGGAAGGCAGCGCCGCCGUGCUGGAAGCGCUCCUGCAGCAGAUCCCGGCGCAGUUCGCCGACAAUAAGCAGACUGAGAUAGUGCUGCUACCCGCCGUGCAGGCAGGACUGGAGGCGUUGAAAGCCGCUGAGACGAGCGGACAGCUGCUCGUGUUCCACACGUCGUUGCCGACGUACAACGCGCCGGGGAAACUGAUCAACAGGGAAGACAGGAAACUGCUCGGCACUGACAAGGAGAAACAGAUAUUAAGUCCGCAGACGACGGCGUACAACGAGCUGGGUCAGAGCUGCUCGGCGGCCGGCGUGUGUGUUGAGUUGUUCAUUUGUAAUAACUCAUACGGCGACCUGGCCACCGUAGGCCAGCUGGCGAGACUCACCGGCGGACAGGUGCACAAGUACACGUACUUCACGGCUGAUACCGACGGCGAGCGUCUGUGCCGCGACGUUCAGCGCGUGGUGAGCCGGAACAACGCGCACGACGCGGUGAUGCGCGUGCGCACCUCCACCGGCGUGCGUGCCACCGACUUCUACGGACACUUCUUCAUGUCCAACACCACUGACGUCGAGCUAGCUGCUGUCGACGCAGACAAGGCGAUAGGUGUUGAAAUAAAGCACGACGACAAGUUGACGAGUGAGGACGGUGUGUACAUCCAGGUGGCGCUGCUGUACACGCACCGCUCGGGCCAGCGGCGCCUGCGCGUGCUCAACCUGGCGCUGGCCGUGGCGCACCAGCUGGCUGACGUGUACCGCUCCGCAGAGCUCGACGUGCUCGUCAACUUCCUCACCAAGCAAGCCGUGUGGGCCAGUCGCGAGACUCCGCCGCGUGCGAUCCGUGACGGGUUGACGGGGCGCUGUGCUCGCUCGCUGGCCGCGUACCGGCGCCACUGUGCCUCGCCGUCGUCCGUGGGCCAGCUGGUGCUGCCAGAGUCCAUGAAGCUGCUGCCGCUCUACACCAGCUGUCUGCUGCGAUCCGACGCCAUCGCUGGCGGGCCCGACCUGACGUGCGACGACCGGUCGUGCGCCCAGUACCGCGCGCUCACGGCCGACGUGGGUCUGUCCGUGGUGUACACGUACCCGCGCCUGCUGCCGCUCCACUCGCUGCCGCACGAGCAGCCCACGCCGCUGCGAGCGUCCAUCGACAAGAUGAACGAGCGCGGCGUCUACCUGCUGGAGAACGGCGUGCACAUGCUGGUGUGGGUGGGGUCCCAGGCGGCAGGUGACUGGGUGAGGGACGUGUUCGGAGUGGACGGACCUCACGCCCUCGACACGAGCGUGACGGAGCUGCCCGCGCGGGACAACGACACGAGCGAGGCCGUGCGGGACGUGCUGCGGGACGCAACACGCAGGCGACGCUCCGCCAUGAGGCUGACGGUGAUGCGGCAGCACGACAAGCUGGAGGCGGUGCUGCGGCACUUCCUGGUGGAGGACCGCGGCGUGGACGGCAGCGCGUCAUACGUGGACUUCCUGUGCCACGUGCACAAGGAGAUCCGAGACCUGCUUUAGCCUCAAACGUGUCGCCGCUCCAGAACAUCACUGAAACGUUAUUUUUAAACGUUGCUAUGUUUCAAAACCUAUAUUAUAUCUUUAGAUCACUUAUACGCCUAUAUAGACUAUGAAAUAUGUAAAAACGGCGAAAAAAAUUGAAUUUAGAACUAAUUUUGAGCAAUUCACGCACACUAAACUAAUAUUCCUGGUCUGUUUUUAUCGGUUCUCUAACAGCAAUAGACUAUCUAGACGUAUAAAUUAUAUAAGAUAUAUCCUUAGCUUAAGUGUCAUUUUCUUCCCAUACAAAGGUUAGUCAUCAAUCUGUGAGAGGCGGAAUAACUCUUUGGUUGUUUCAAUUCAAAGUAUUAAAAUAUUAAUGAUUUCUAAUUAUUUACAUCAUCAAUAAUUAUUAUGGUCGCUGUAAGUUAAUAAAAAAAAUCUAUUCUAAUAUGUGUACAUUAUUGCACUGUAUUAUAGUGUUUGUAUGAAUACAAUAGCAGUGUACACACGCCCUUAUAUAUAUAUAUAAAUAUUAAGUAAGUCUGUUUUGGUCGUUAAAAUAGAACUUAUCUAAAUUCCUUUUUAACAAACAAAAUGGGAAUAUUGUUAAAAAAUGUCGAUUUUAAUAUUAAGUGUUGGAUCCAACUAGCUGACAAGUAGGAUCACUGCCAAAUUUAAUAAUUGUCCUUAUAAUAAAAAUAUAAAUGUAAUUAGUGUAGGUAGAUAUUUUCUGUGAAUAUGUAUUAAAGUUUCUCCGAAUCAAAUGUCGAAAUCCCUACAAACUAUCCGAUGCUAAAACUAAAUGCAUUUUUUUAUUAGUACUGGAGCGGUUUUGGUGGUGUUACUUAAGAUUUUUAAAUUAAAUUGCAGCAAUAACUAAAGUGGUUUUCAUUACCUUUUUUGUUCUUCUUAUUACAGCAUUUUACUCAACAAAAAUAUAAUUAUGAAGCAUGUAUUAUAUUAUAUCGUCGAAUUGAAUUGUCUGCUAUAUAAAUGUAUUUAUAAUAUAAAAUGUAUGUGGGUAUAUGUGGUGCGCGGUUAUGAGAUCUUAUAUAUUUUGUUUGAAACUCUUUCAUGGUCAUCAUAAGGUUAAACUUAAUUAUACAGAGCAAAUCAAUGUGAUUCAAACCCACGGGGUUGAUGAAUGGAAGACCUUUUUGUACAAUUAAAGUGGUGCUUGGUCCAAAAUCGCUAGAUGUCGCUGAAUAUAUAGAUCUAUAGAAUAUUUAUUGGGCUUUGAAUAAAAUAUAAGACGUUAGGAAACUUUCUAAUGUGGCUGAUAUUAGCAGUAAAUAUUUACAGAGUCAUUCAUCACCUGUCUUACCUUUUCACUAUCUGUCAAGUUAAAAUGACGUUUGACAGGAAGGCCUAGUUUGACAGUUAAAAUAGGUUAAACAAGCAGUUUUAAAACUAAUGUGAUACCUUCUUGUAUGGCGUGCGUGGAUAGACUUAUUACGAAAAUGAAAUGAACAUUAAUUAAGAUUUUAUUGUAUAGGGUAUAUAUGUUUUGUAUCGAUACAAUAAUUGUCUCCAGCAUGCGCUAGGCCUUUGAUCUAGUAGAUAUUAUUUUUAUAAUUAUUAUUUCUAUGUUUAAUUAGUAUGAAUAUGUAAGGAGUGUAAAUAAAAUAUAUUGGAAUUAUGUUA
This is a messenger RNA of Leptidea sinapis, 5900 nucleotides long. It is a transcript of the gene Sec24CD, whose product is annotated as protein transport protein Sec24C. Gene Ontology annotation, biological process: endoplasmic reticulum to Golgi vesicle-mediated transport; intracellular protein transport; COPII-coated vesicle cargo loading. The transcript is spliced from 18 exons. Bases 108 to 4274 code for a protein of 1388 amino acids. Gene Ontology annotation, cellular component: endoplasmic reticulum exit site; COPII vesicle coat. Gene Ontology annotation, molecular function: SNARE binding; zinc ion binding. Lineage: Eukaryota; Metazoa; Arthropoda; Insecta; Lepidoptera; Pieridae. The record is from RefSeq and is a predicted model, not a curated record.